UCAAAACAUAAAGUGCAAUUGUCUCAAUAACAUCAAAGCAAACAACAAACAAUUCUAUCAAAAUGUUCAAGCUGCUGGUUGUCUUCUUCGCCGCCCUUUUCGCUGUUGCCCUUGCCGUGCCAGCUCCUGCUCCCCGUGCUGCCCCCGCCCCUGUGCCAAUUGCCAGUCCAGAGCCAUCCCCACAAUUCUAUUAUGGUGCCAGUCCUUAUGCUUACAGCGCAUACUCCGGUUACUCCCCCUACUCGUACUAUGGCUAAGUGCAAAGAGCUUACGGCAACAAUGAUAACUGACGGCGACUGUAACCCGCAAAUGGAUUCGUGAUAAUGGACAUGAAAUAAACACGCGCUGGCAAUUCUAAUUAGGUCUUUAAUAAUAAAUGCUUAUAAAAAUGCAAAAAAUAAAACAAUAAAAUAUAUCUAAAAGCAA
This is a messenger RNA of Drosophila innubila, 426 nucleotides long. It is a transcript of the gene Nplp4, whose product is annotated as neuropeptide-like 4. NCBI's taxonomy places the organism in Eukaryota, Metazoa, Arthropoda, Insecta, Diptera, Drosophilidae. Bases 63 to 257 code for a protein of 64 amino acids. The record is from RefSeq and is a predicted model, not a curated record. The transcript is spliced from 2 exons.